Molecule: messenger RNA, 924 nt
Organism: Pelobates fuscus (common spadefoot toad)
Lineage: Eukaryota; Metazoa; Chordata; Amphibia; Anura; Pelobatidae
Product: olfactory receptor 12D1-like
Exons: 2
Coding region: 1-924 (307 amino acids)
Biological process (GO): G protein-coupled receptor signaling pathway
Cellular component (GO): membrane
Molecular function (GO): G protein-coupled receptor activity; olfactory receptor activity
Source: RefSeq, a predicted model, not a curated record
AUGGCUAAUAAUUCUGGUAUUUUUUCAUAUGAACUUCUUGUCUUCCCGGGACUCCCCGAGAAAUAUGAGAUUCUGGUAUCUGUGGCAAUGUUCCUCAUCUAUAACAUGUCAUUGAUUACAAACGGCAUUGUGAUAUUACUGGUAUUUUCACAACGGAAUCUACACCACCCGAUGUACAAGUUCAUUGGAAAUCUCGCUCUCUCAGACCUGCUAUUUGACACAAUCACCUUGCCCAAAAUUGUAGCCAAGUACUGGAAUGGAGAUGGAUCAAUGUCUGUACCAGGAUGCAUCACUCAGUUAUUUUUUGUCCACUUUCUCGGGUCACUUGACUCUUUUCUCAUCAUGGUGAUGGCACUUGAUCGUUAUGUUGCCAUUUGCAAGCCGCUGAGAUAUCCCUCCAUAGUAACCAAUAAGUUUGCUGCCAUUCUCUGUAGCCUUGUCUGGAUUUUAGCUGCUAUUGCGCCAUCUCACAGCACAAUACGGAGUGCGCAAAUUAAUUACUGCGGCAAAAACAAAAUUAAGAGCUGUUUCUGCUCCACUCCAAGUGUGUUCAGCUUGGCGUGCACUGACUAUUCUACUGCUCUACAGAUAUCUAGUACUAUUGCUGUUACUGUUCUUCUUGGCCCUCUGUCUUUAAUAAUAUUGUCCUAUAUAUUCAUCAUUAAGAUGAUCCACUCCUCAUCCCGAUCAAAGAGUUGGCAGAAGGUGUUUCACACUUGUACCACUCACUUUCUGGUCAUUGGUUUGUAUUACAUUCCACGUGUAACUCUUUAUUUCACAAAUCUGUACCGUGUGGUUAUUAAUGCUGAUAUAAAUGUCUUACUUCUUUGUCUUUAUACUUAUAUCCCUCACUUAGCAAAUCCUGUUAUAUACUGUCUCCGCACGGAAGAAAUCAGAAACACUCUUCAAUUUCAGUAUGCAUAG